UUAGUGAUCUCGAUUGCUCUUGUCAAUCAUAUAAUUUGCAAAGUGUUUCGCUUUGGAAUUGAAAAUUUUCCUCUUUCGGAACGGUUCCUCUAUGGUGUCAAAUUGCGAUUUCACAUGAUCAAUUGUCCAUAAAACUUUUAAAAAGUUUCCUCCUUUUAGUCCAAUUCAUUGCUACUCUAGUCCCCUUUUGAUGUUGUGCAAGUCUAUAUGGUUCUUACUCGCUCUUAUUGGAGCAUUAGUGGUUCUGACGAAACAAGAUGGCGAACGUCUCUGUUGCUGCGGAAUGGCAGCUUCUCUACAACCGAUAUUACAGGAAGCCUGAGAUCUACCAGAUGAGAUGGAAACAUGUAGACUUAAGUCGCAACAAGGUCGCUUGUGCCUCCUUCGGUGGUCCAAUCGCAGUCAUUCGAGACGACUCCAAGAUUGUCCAACUCUACGCCGAAUCUGCUCUAAGAAAGCUUCGCAUUUUCAACUCAGCAGGUGUACUCCUCUCUGAGACUGUCUGGAAGCACCCUGGGGGACGCCUCAUCGGGAUGUCAUGGUCAGAUGAUCAGACACUCAUCUCCAUUGUCCAAGACGGCACCAUCUACCGCUACAACAUCCACGCCGAGCUCAUUCAGCCUAAUGUGACGAUGGGGAAAGAGUGCUUUGAGCAGAAUGUGGUGGAGUGUGUCUUCUGGGGGAACGGUGUCGUCUGCUUGACGGAAGGAGGACAGUUGUUCUGUAUUUCGGAUUUUAAGACGAUGAAGCCUUAUAAGCUUGCUGAUGUCCCGGGGUUAACAGAAGACGAUAUGCUUCAGCCGACUUGCUUAGCUGUGAGGGAGCCUCAGUACACCAUGUCUGGGAACGUUGAGGUGUUGGUAGCGGUUGGCCAUGAGAUUUAUGUUGUGGAUGAGGACGAGGCACAGUCUAUUAGGUUCGAUGAGCCUAGUGGCGAAGACUCUGAGAUGCAGAAUGAUGAUUAUGGGAAUUUGAUUGGACCGGUGCAGAAGAUGAUUGUAUCACCUAAUGGAAAGUUCCUUACACUCUUCACUCAUGAUGGCCGGGUUGUUGUCGUUGGCAUGGAAUCAAAACAAAUUGCGAUUGACUACAGCUGUGAGUCAGCUCUUCCUCCUCAGCAAAUGGCGUGGUGUGGGAUGGAUAGUGUUCUGCUCUAUUGGGAUGAGGAUUUAAUGAUGGUGGGUCCUUUGGGAGAUCCAGUCCACUAUUUCUACGAUGAACCUGUGAUUCUUAUCCCAGAAUGCGAUGGAGUGAGGAUUUUAUCUAACACGAGCCUUGAGUUUCUGCAAAGAGUACCUGAUUCUACUGAGUCAAUCUUUAAGAUUGGAAGCACAUCACCUGCAGCGUUGCUAUAUGAUGCUUUGGAUCAUUUUGACAGGCGAAGUGCUAAGGCAGAUGAAAAUUUGAGACUAAUUCGUUCAUCACUGUCUGAGGCUGUUGAAUCCUGCAUUGAUGCUGCUGGCCAUGAAUUUGAUGUAACUCGUCAGAGGGCUCUGUUACGAGCGGCAAGUUAUGGACAAGCUUUCAGCAGCAAUUUUCAGCGUGACCGUGUCCAAGAGACUUGUAGAACUUUAAGGGUUCUGAAUGCCGUUCGUGAUCCUGAUAUUGGCAUACCUCUUAGCAUUCAACAGUACAAGUUAUUGACACCAGUGGUUUUGAUUAGUCGCCUAAUCAAUGCUCAUUCCCACCUUCUUGCGCUCCGGAUAUCUGAGUACUUAGGAAUGAAUAAAGAAGUGGUGAUAAUGCAUUGGGCGUGUGCAAAGAUAACUGCUUCAGCAUCAACUCCAGAUGCUCAUCUUCUCGAAAUUUUACUUGAUAAGCUCCAACUAUGCAAAGGAAUAUCUUAUGCUGCAGUGGCCACUCAUGCUGAUAACUGUGGACGUCGAAAGUUAGCUGCAAUGCUAGUUGAACAUGAACCACGCUCCACGAAACAGGUUCCUCUUUUACUAAGCAUUGGGGAGGAAGAUACCGCUUUAGUGAAAGCAACUGAGAGUGGUGACACCGACCUGGUUUAUCUUGUUAUAUUUCAUAUAUGGCAAAAGAGGCCUCCUUUGGAGUUCUUUGCGAUGAUCCAAGGCAGAGUUUUGGCACGUGAUUUGUUCGUAGCUUAUGCACGGUGUCACAAACAGGAGUUUCUAAAGGAUUUCUUUUUAUCUACGGGUCAGAUUCAUGAGGUAGCUUUCCUUUUAUGGAAAGAAUCAUGGGAUAUGGGGAAAAACCCAAUGGCUAGUAAAGGAUCUCCGUUGCACGGUCCACGGAUAAAACUAAUGGAGAAAGCCAGCAACCUUUUCUCUCAGACAAAGGAACACACUUUCGAGUCUAAGGCUGCUGAGGAGCAUGCAAAACUCCUGAGGAUACAACAUGAGCUAGAAGCUAGUACGAAGCAGGCUAUCUUUGUUGAUUCAAGCAUCAAUGAUACAAUACGUACAUGUAUUGUCCUGCGUAACAAUCGCGCUGCAGCAAAAGUGAAGUCAGAAUUCAAGGUUUCUGAUAAGAGAUGGUAUUGGCUUAAAACAUUUGCUCUGGCUACAAUCAAAGACUGGGAAGCGCUUGAGAAGUUUUCAAAGGAAAAGAGACCACCAACAGGAUUCCGUCCAUUUGUGGAGGCAUGUAUCGAUGCAGAUGAGAAAGCGGAAGCUCUAAAAUACAUCCCCAAGCUGUCAGAUCUUGUUGAAAGAGGCGAGGCUUAUGCUCGUAUUGGAAUGGCUAAGGAAGCGGCAGAUGCAGCGGCUCAGGCAAAUGAUGGAGGAGAAUUGCUGGAGAGAUUCAGGAAGACUUUUUCACAGAAUGCUAUUUUUGAUACCCUGAAGAUGCCUUUCCAAGGAGUCUCCUAGAGCUUUAGAGUGAUCCUCAAGUUACAGCGACAUGUCAUUUGCUAUCUACUUUUGGAGAUUUUUUGUUGGUUUUGUAACUAAACUCACAAGAGAGUGUAAAAGAUUGUGAGUGAGUAAAUUAAAUCAUGUGAAAAAGUUGAAUUGAUUUCUCCCUAAG
Brassica oleracea var. oleracea is the source of this 2991-nucleotide messenger RNA. RefSeq names its product protein VACUOLELESS1. Gene Ontology annotation, molecular function: actin binding. The record is from RefSeq and is a predicted model, not a curated record. Lineage: Eukaryota; Viridiplantae; Streptophyta; Magnoliopsida; Brassicales; Brassicaceae. Bases 258 to 2834 code for a protein of 858 amino acids. Gene Ontology annotation, biological process: vacuole fusion, non-autophagic; intracellular protein transport; endosomal transport. The transcript is spliced from 16 exons. Gene Ontology annotation, cellular component: lysosomal membrane; cytoplasm; HOPS complex.